Molecule: messenger RNA, 783 nt
Organism: Homo sapiens (human)
Lineage: Eukaryota; Metazoa; Chordata; Mammalia; Primates; Hominidae
Gene: PTTG1IP2
Product: PTTG1IP family member 2
Exons: 7
Coding region: 149-613 (154 amino acids)
Cellular component (GO): membrane
Source: RefSeq, marked validated
GAUUAUGCUGGCAUCCAGGGCUUGCAAGUGGCAGCUUCAGCACCCAGGGCUGUGGUAGGUCACAGUCUCUGGGCGGGUCUCAGUGUCCAACACUGUAGCUGGUGCCUGCCAGGUUCCCAGUGGCUGGGGUCACCAGGUCUGAAGAGAGAUGUGCUGGCUGCGGGCAUGGGGCCAGAUCCUCCUGCCAGUUUUCCUCUCCCUCUUUCUCAUCCAAUUGCUUAUCAGCUUCUCAGAGAAUGGUUUUAUCCACAGCCCCAGGAACAAUCAGAAACCAAGAGAUGGGAAUGAAGAGGAAUGUGCUGUAAAGAAGAGUUGUCAAUUGUGCACAGAAGAUAAGAAAUGUGUUUGGUGUAGUGAAGAAAAAGCAUGCAAAAAAUACUGUUUUCCCUAUUUCGGUUGUCGAUUCAGUUCUAUAUAUUGGUUAAACUGUAAAGUUGACAUGUUUGGAAUCAUGAUGCUUCUACUCAUUGCAGUAUUAAUUACAGGAUUCGUUUGGUACUGCUGCGCCUAUCACUUUUACCUGCAGGAUUUGAACAGAAAUCGUGUCUAUUUUUAUGGAAGACGAGAAACAGUUCCUAUUCACGACCGCAGUGCUACUGUAUAUGAUGAAUAGAUAAUUGAAAAGAGAUCCUCCAGAAAGAGCAGAAGGAAGUUUCUUCAAUGGCUUCCUUCAGGAUUUUAAUCAUCCUUACAGCCUCUUUGAGAAUGAUUGAACUUCCAAAUUCCCUGAAGUUAAAAUUUUAAAUUCUAUUAAACAUUUUUUCGAGUAUUUCAUUACUUUUA